AUGUCUGUUGGUUUAUCAUUUCCUUGUGUGUGCCUCAUGUUCACUGAGAGUUUAACAGAUCUGGAGAAGAUACUGGAGGCGUCAUUAACAAAGUACUAUCAGCACAUUUUGGCCUUGGCAUUUGCUGUAAAAGAGAUCAAUGAGAAUGCCAACAUCUUACCAAACACCAGUUUGGGUUUCUACAUCAUCAACAGCAUAAACCUUGGAAGGAUGACUUAUAAGGCCACUCUAAGUUUGCUUUCUGCACAACAGACACUAAUCCCCAACUUCAGUUGUAAAUCCCAGAAGCAGCUUGUAGCGGUCAUUGGAGGACUUUUGUCUGAUAUCUCUGCUGAUAUGGCCACCAUUUUGAACAUCUACAAGACUCCACAGCUCACGCAUGGAUCGUUUUCCCGAGUACGGGAUGAGAAUCACCAAUUCCCUUUCUUGUACCAGAUGGUACCUAAUGAAGCCCAUCAGUACAGGGGAGUUGUCCGGUUACUUCACCAUUUUCGAUGGACUUGGAUUGGUCUCCUGGCUAUGGAUGAUGACAAUGGAGAUACAUUUUUGCAAAGAAUGAUGCCAAUACUCUCGGAGAAUAACAUUUGUUUUGCAUUCACGUUAAGAUUACCCCAAACAUCUUAUAUGGGAGAUAUGAUAGAUUUGUUUUUAAUGCAGUGGGAAAAAUAUACAGAUCUCAUGGACACAAAAGCCAAUGUAUGUUUUGUAUAUGCAGAAGUUCCUGCUAUUCUGGUUUUAAGAAUAAUGCUUUUUCAGGCACCCAUGUUUUCUUUACCUCCAGUAGGUAAAGUGUGGAUUGUUACAUCUCACUGGGACUUUGAAUCCGUCUCUAUCCAGGGAAUUUGGGAUAUAAGCAGUUUCCAUGGUGCCUUAUCUAUUACCAUUCAUUCCAACCAGCCCCCAGGAUUCCAAAAUUUCCUUCAGCUCAUAAGACCUUCCUGGUCUGAAAGAGACGGUUUUAUUCAGAACUUCUGGGAACAGGUAUUCAGCUGUUCCUUGAAAAUAUCUAAUGAGCAGGAGGACAAUCAAAGGUCCUGCACUGGUGGGGAGAGGCUGGGGACCCUUCCGAGUACUUUGUUCGAAAUGAGUAUGACUGGCCACAGCUACAAUGUAUACAAUGCUGUCUAUGCUGUGGCACACGCUUUGCAUGAUAUCCAUAUUUUUAGAUCCCAGUAUAGAAGAAUGAUAAAAGGAAGACACCUGGACUUCCAGAACAUAAAGACAUGGCAGUUCCAUAACUUUUUAAGGCGUGUUUUGUUCAAUAAUAGUGCCGGAGACACUAUGCGUUUUGAUAAAAAUGGGGAAUUAGUUGCAGUUUUUGAUGUUACUAAUUGGGUAACUUUCUCAAAUGGGUCAUUUGUUAGAGUAAAAGUUGGAAGAUUGGAUCCUCAGGCUCCUUCAGGCAAACAGCUUACCAUUAAUGAUGAUCAAGUUGUGUGGCAUAGAAGCUUUAAUCAGUUCGUUGAUGUUCAUUUUCUUCCUGUUUAUGGACAGGUGCUGCCCCUUUCUGAGUGCAAUGACCACUGUCGUCCUGGUUUCAGCAGGCAAAAGAAGGAGGGAGAGAAAUUUUGCUGCUAUGAUUGUGUUCCAUGUUCUGAAGGAAUGAUCUCUGAGCUAAUGGAUACGAAUGCCUGCAUCAAAUGUCCAGAAGAUCAGUAUCCCAGCAAGGGCCGCAAUCAAUGCAUUCCCAAGCGUAUAACAUUCCUUUCUUAUCAAGAACCAUUAGGAGCCAUCUUAGCCACCUUAGCUAUUUCUUUAGCCCUGAUCACAGUAUUUAUUUUUGGGAUCUUUGUGAGACACAGAGACACUCCCAUAGCCAGAGCCAACAACCACGGCCUCACCUACAUUCUCCUCGUCUCCCUCUUUCUUUGCUUUCUCUGCUCUUUGCUCUUCAUUGGACAGCCUGGAAAAAUGACCUGCCUUCUGCGUCAAAUGGCUUUUGGCAUUGUCUUCUCUGUGGCACUUUCCAGUGUGUUGUCCAAAACCAUCACUGUGGUUCUGGCAUUUAUAGCCACCAAACCAGGAUCCACGGUGAGGAAGUGGAUGGGGAAAAGACCAGCAAAUUCGAUCGUCCUUUCCUGCUCUUUUAUUCAAGGAGGCAUUUGUGUUUUCUGGCUGAGUAUUUCAGCACCGUAUCCAGACACAGACAUGAAAUCAUUGAAGGGGGAAAUUGUAUUAGAAUGCAAUGAGGGCUCAGUUCUCAUGUUUUACUGCGUCCUGGGCUAUAUGGGCUUCUUGGCCCUUGUUAGCUUUAUGGUGGCUUUCCUGGCCAGGAAGUUACCUGACAGUUUCAAUGAAGCCAAAUUUAUCACUUUCAGCAUGUUGGUCUUUUGCAGUGUUUGGCUGUCCUUUGUUCCGUCCUACUUGAGCGCCAAAGGGAAAUUCAUGGUGGCCGUGGAGAUCUUCUCCAUCUUAUCUUCCAGCGCUGGCUUACUGGGUUGUAUUUUUCUCCCUAAAUGCUACAUCAUUAUGAUGAAGCCUGACCUUAACAACAGAAACCAGAUGUUAAGGAGAAAAAAGUGA
Molecule: messenger RNA, 2523 nt
Organism: Eublepharis macularius
Lineage: Eukaryota; Metazoa; Chordata; Lepidosauria; Squamata; Eublepharidae
Product: vomeronasal type-2 receptor 26-like
Exons: 6
Coding region: 1-2523 (840 amino acids)
Biological process (GO): G protein-coupled receptor signaling pathway
Cellular component (GO): membrane
Molecular function (GO): G protein-coupled receptor activity
Source: RefSeq, a predicted model, not a curated record